GCUGUCUUUUAUGAAAAAUCAGGCCAAGAGCUCUGAAAUCAGCAAAGCAAUAAUCAAAAAGCAGAGCUGUUUGAGGAAUACAACAAUAAAGCAGAUACAAGAAAUUUCACAGUGGGAUAUCAGGUCUUUAGUGUGAAGAUACAUCUAUACUAAACCAGGAAUCAUUGGCAGUGACAUUUGGGCACGAAAACUUGGAAGAUUAAACAAUUGUGAAGGUUGAUCAUGGAAAUCAAAGAGGAAGGAACAUCAGAAGAAGGCCAGCACUUUCUUCCCACACCCCAGGCAAAUGAUACUGGGGACUUUCAGUUCACGAGUAUUCAGAAGACUCCAAAUGAACCACAGUUGGAAUUCAUCCUUGCGUGCAAGGAUCUUGUGGCUCCUGUCCGCGAUCGGAAGCUGAAUACGCUGGUGCAGAUCUCAGUAAUCCACCCGGCAGAGCAGAGUCUGACAAGAUACUCGAGCACGGAAAUUGUGGAGGGAACAAGAGACCCACUGUUUUUGACUGGUGUCACAUUCCCAUCUGAGUAUCCCAUCUAUGAGGAGACCAAAAUAAAACUAACAGUCUAUGAUGUCAAGGAUAAGUCUCAUGACACUGUUCGAACCAGUGUCCUACCUGAACAUAAGGAUCCCCUGCCAGAGGUUGGGCGAAGCUUCCUGGGCUAUGCCAGUUUUAAAGUGGGGGAGCUACUGAAAUCAAAGGAGCAGCUGCUGGCCCUGAGCCUGAGAACUUCAGAUGGUGGUAAAGUUGUUGGCACCAUAGAAGUCAGUGUCGUGAAGAUGGGGGAGAUUGAGGAUGGGGAAGCCGACCACAUCACGAAAGAUGUGAAGGGACAAAAGUGUGCACUGGUAUGUGAAUGUACAGCCCCAGAAAUCGUGAGCGGGAAAGAUAGCUUACCCUUUUUGAAUGCAGUGUUAAAGAACCCAGUGUGUAAAUUAUAUAGAUUUCCCACAUCUGACAAUAAGUGGAUGCGAGUCCGGGAGCAGAUGUCAGAGACCAUACUUUCAUUUCAUAUUCCUAAGGAAUUGGUCUCUCUUCACAUAAAAGAAGAUUUGUGUAGAAACCAGGAGCUAGAAGAACUUGGUGAGCUUUCUCCACACUGGGACAAUCUACGGAAAAAUGUGCUUGCUCACUGUGAUCGAAUGGUGAAAAUGUACCAAGAAAUUCUGAAAGAACUUGGCAAGGAAACAGGGUCCUCUUUCAAAUCAAGCAGCAACAAAGGAGAGAGAACAUUGGAAUUUGUUCCAGUAAAUCUGCAUCUGCAAAGAAUGCACGUACACAGCCCUCACUUGAAAGAUGCUCUCUACGAUGUCAUCACUGUGGGAGCCCCAGCUGCCCAUUUUCAGGGAUUUAAGAAUGGUGGUCUUCGGAAACUGCUCCAUAGAUUUGAAACGGAAAGGAGAAAUACUGAGUACCAAUUUAUUUACUAUUCACCUGAAAACACAGCCAAAGCAAAAGAAGUUCUCAGCAACAUCAAUCAACUACAACCUCUGAUAGCGACCUAUGCAGACCUACUGCUUAAUUCUGCAAGCCAGCAUUCUCCAGACAGCUUGAAGAAUUCUUUAAAGAUGCUUUCAGAAAAAACAGAGCUUUUUGUACAUGCCUUCAAGGAUCAGCUGGUCAGAAGUGCUCUUUUAGCACUUUACACUGCCAGGCCAGGAGGCAUCCUUAAGAAACCACCCUCUCCUAAGAACAGCACAGAGGAGAGCAGUCCCCAGGACCCACCCCCACUGAUGAGAAGGCAAGAUUCCAUACCACAUCAUUCAGACUACGAUGAGGAAGAGUGGGAUAGGGUGUGGGCCAAUGUGGGGAAGAGCCUGAACUGCGUUAUUGCUAUGGUGGAUAAGCUGAUUGAAAGAGAUGGUGGCAGUGGAGGCGGCGGCAGUAGCAGCAAAAAUGGAGAAAAGGACCCUUCUUUAGUGGACUCCAUCAUAACUCAUCCAAGGGAGGACUGGUAUGAACAGUUGUAUCCCCUCAUCCUUACCCUGAAGGACUGCAUGGGAGAAGUGGUGAACCGAGCCAAGCAGUCCCUGACGUUCGUGCUCCUUCAGGAACUUGCGUACAGCUCACCCCAGUGUUUGAUGCUGACUCUGAGAAGAGACAUUGUCUUCAGCCAAGCGCUUGCUGGAUUGGUUUGUGGUUUUAUCAUCAAAUUACACACAAGUUUGCAUGACCCUGGCUUUCUACAGCAGCUUCACACGGUGGGAUUGAUGGUGCAAUAUGAAGGAUUGCUGAGUACAUACAGUGAUGAAAUCGGAAUGCUAGAGGACAUGGCUGUUGGCAUUUCAGAUUUGAAGAAAGUCACAUUUAAAAUAAUUGAAGCCAAAUCCAGUGAUGUCUUGCCAGUUAUUACAGGAAGGCGUGAACAUUAUGUGGUGGAGGUCAAGCUUCCAGCGGGAAUGUUUGAGUCUCUGCCUCUCCAGAUUAGAGAAGGACAAUUGCUUCAUGUGUAUCCUGUACUUUUUAAUGUUGGAAUCAAUGAACAGCAAACUCUUGCUGACAGAUUUGGAGAUGUCUCUUUGCAAGAAAGUAUUAACCAGGAAAAUUUUGAACUUCUAAAAGAAUAUUACACGAUAUUUAUGGAAAAGAUGCCUCCUGAUUACAUUUCACAUUUUCAAGAACAAAAUGAUUUAAAAGGAUUACUAGAAAAUCUCCAUCAAAAUAUCCAAGCCAAAAAAAGAAAGAAUGUAGAAAUCAUGUGGCUGGCUGCAACAAUUUGUCGCAAACUAAAUGGUAUCCGUUUCACCUGUUGUAAAAGUGCCAAAGACCGGACAUCGAUGUCAGUGACGCUGGAACAGUGCUCCAUCUUAAGAGACGAGCACCAGUUGCACAAGGACUUCUUUAUCCGGGCACUGGAUUGCAUGAGAAGAGAAGGAUGCCGCAUAGAGAAUGUACUGAAGAAUAUCAAAUGCAGAAAGUAUGCUUUCAACAUGCUACAGCUGAUGGCUUUCCCCAAGUACUACAGACCUCCAGAGGGGACUUAUGGAAAAGCUGACACCUAAAUUUACCAACAUGUAAAUAAACAGGAACACAAAUAUGCUUCACUUGGAUAAUC
Molecule: messenger RNA, 3053 nt
Organism: Diceros bicornis minor
Lineage: Eukaryota; Metazoa; Chordata; Mammalia; Perissodactyla; Rhinocerotidae
Gene: INPP4B
Product: inositol polyphosphate-4-phosphatase type II B
Exons: 25
Coding region: 223-3000 (925 amino acids)
Cellular component (GO): cytoplasm
Molecular function (GO): phosphatidylinositol-3,4-bisphosphate 4-phosphatase activity
Source: RefSeq, a predicted model, not a curated record